AGGAGAGGCAAUGUCUGUUUAUUGUUACGGUUUUAAUAAAGUUUAACAAUACAAGAUGCGCCCAUGAUGCUUUGCGCUCCCCGGACAGUGUGAGCGCCAGGCUGCAUGCUCGCUGCACUUCCGCUUCCGGUUUUGACGUUGUGCCCCCGUUAGCGCCGGUUCCCGGAGGAGGUGGGAGCGGGAGGACAAGCAGAGUCCGCUCCGAUAUUGAAGCCGUUGUUUCCCCUUGCAAACAUGUCUCACUCAAAACGGGAUCUGGAAGAUUUGAAAUCAUGGAUAGAGAAAUCUAUCAAAGGAGUUCUGGGUUUCCAUGAGCCUGCUGCUGUUUCUGCUGCUCUAAAUUGCAUAGGGAAAGGAAUGGACAAGAAAAAGGCCUCUGACCAUUUGAAGCAGUACCUGGACGAUUACACGCCACGGUUUGUUGACAAACUUUAUGAUGCUGCCAAAGAAAGUCGAAGCUCGAGACAUUCACGGUCAGGUAGUGAAAGGAGCAGGAAACGUGAGAGCAAGGAAGUGUUUGUGGAUGAUUCAGAUCACCCCAAGGAAACAUCCAGUGUGAAGAAAAAGCGGACUCAGCGCUUUGAGGAGGUGGAGGAAGAACCCGAAGUGAUCCCUGGUCCACCCUCUGAGAGCCCUGGCAUGCUCACCAAGAUACAGAUCAAACAAAUGAUGGAGGCUGCCACAAAGCAGAUCGAGGAAAGGAAAAAACAGCUUAGUUUUGUUAGCCCUACCCCAGUGACGAAAGUAUUGGGGGGGGAGUCAGAACGCCCUGUGAUUGGGAGCACAAUCCAACCUUCCCAAGCUGCAACUUUCAUGAACGACGCUAUUGAAAAGGCCAGGAAAGCGGCCGAGCUACAGGCUCGCAUACAGUCCCAGCUGGCCUUGAAACCCGGACUCAUAGGAACCACUAACAUGGUUGGCCUUGCCAACCUGCAUGCCAUGGGAAUUGCACCACCAAAAGUGGAGCUGAAAGAUCAGACAAAGCCCACCCCCCUAAUCUUGGAUGACCAGGGCCGCACAGUGGAUGCCACGGGGAAGGAGAUCGAACUCACCCAUCGCAUGCCAACUUUAAAAGCCAACAUCCGAGCAGUAAAGAGAGAGCAGUUUAAGCAGCAGCUUAAAGAAAAACCGUCUGACGACCUGGAAUCCAACACCUUCUUUGACCCCCGUGUCACAGUCACUCCUGCACAGCGGCAAAAACGGAGCUUCAAAUUCCAUGACAAGGGCAAGUUUGAGAAGAUUGCUCAGCGACUGCGGACGAAGACUCAGCUGGAGAAACUCCAGGCCGAAAUCUCCCAAGCGGCCAAGAAAACCGGCAUCCAGGCUUCAACCCGACUAGCGCUCAUCGCUCCCAAAAAGGUGCUAAAGGAGGGUGAGAUCCCAGACAUUGAGUGGUGGGAUUCCUUCAUUCUCCCCACCGGCACAGAAUUAACAGAAGAAAGUUUAUCCAAACGAGAGGAAUUCUAUGGUAUAACAAACCUCGUAGAGCACCCGGCACAGCUCAGUCCCCCAGUUGACAAAGAUGCUCCAGUAACACUCGGAGUUUACCUUACCCAAAAAGAACAGAAAAAGCUGCGCCGUCAGACAAGGCGAGAGGCACAGAAAGAGCUGCAGGAGAAAGUACGUCUAGGGCUGAUGCCACCACCCGAACCCAAAGUGCGAAUAUCAAAUUUAAUGAGAGUAUUGGGGACAGAAGCUAUUCAGGACCCAACAAGGGUGGAAGCCCAUGUCAGAGCCCAGAUGGCAAAGAGACAGAAAGCUCACGAAGAAGCAAAUGCAGCCAGAAAAUUAACAACAGAACAGAGAAAAGAGAAAAAAGUAAAAAAGCUAAAAGAAGAUAUUUCUCAAGGUGUCCACGUAACUGUAUAUAGUAUCAGGAAUUUAAGCAACCCAUCCAAAAAGUUCAAGAUUGAAGCCAACGCAGGCCAGUUAUACCUAACAGGGGUCGUAGUUCUACAUAAAGAUGUCAAUGUGGUGGUGGUAGAAGGAGGGCCCAAAUCACAGAAGAAGUUUAAAAGGUUGAUGCUCAGUCGAAUAAAGUGGGAUGAACAGACAACGAACACCAAGGGAAACGAUGAUGAUGAAUCAGAUGAGGAGUUGGUUAAGAAGUCCAAUAGGUGCUCAUUAGUUUGGGAGGGUACAGUUAAGGAGCGCAGCUUUGGCGAUAUGAAAUUUAAACAGUGCCCAACGGAAAACAUGGCGCGGGAGCACUUUAAGAAGCACGGGGCAGAACAUUAUUGGGACCUGGCACUGAGCCAGUCUGUGCUGGAAACUGCAGACUAAGACCUCUUCUAUCCUUACAGCAAGGAUAGGCUACCCAUGCUGCACCACUCAAACCGAGGAACGAACUCCAGACAGACCUCCUUAAAUCACAGUGUUCAAAGCUGUGUUCAGCCUAAAAUGCAUCAGUGGUUUAUUUAUGAGCAAACUCCCAUUCUCUUCCGUUUACGGCAAAGCUCUUCCUUUAAAUAGCACUGCAUUGUGGGUAUUAACCUGUCUGUGGCAUGAAGUGUCACGCCAUUGUGAAAACAAACGGAGUUUGACGCAGUUUUUGCCGCUCCAAAUAUCUGGUCAUACAUAUAUAAACAGUCUUUGGGGGGUUUUUUUUGUUUUUUUUUUAAUAUUUCCCACUUUUUUUUUUCUUUUCUGGGCCAUACAAAAAAAAUGAGGCUUUCUUUUUAAUAUCGUUUAUUAUUAAAACGAUUUAUUUUGAAUAAAAGUAGGCCUUGUUUUGUAUUAAGCCAGGGAUUCCCUUGGUUUUUCAUGCAAAUAAAAAAGAAAACUGAAAACUUGAGUGGGUGAUGUUUUUACUACAGAUUCACAUCUACGCAGAAGUUGUUUGUUGUUAAUAUGCCCCAAUAAUAAUGCCUUUCUACACAAUACAUCUGGGAAAAAGAUUAACUACUACACAAUAUUCUCUUUUCUAAUUUAUCAGAUGUGUUUUUUUUUUUUUUUACGGCUAUAAUUGUAAAUGGGUUUUAUGCAGUUAACCUAUUGGCAAUAGCAGAACCAGAAUUCUAGUCUUCAAAUAGCAAAACUUUGUUGGAAAGAGUUUAAUAACUUUGAA
Molecule: messenger RNA, 3067 nt
Organism: Pelobates fuscus (common spadefoot toad)
Lineage: Eukaryota; Metazoa; Chordata; Amphibia; Anura; Pelobatidae
Gene: PRPF3
Product: pre-mRNA processing factor 3
Exons: 16
Coding region: 235-2283 (682 amino acids)
Biological process (GO): mRNA splicing, via spliceosome
Cellular component (GO): U4/U6 x U5 tri-snRNP complex
Source: RefSeq, a predicted model, not a curated record